CCUCUUCUCUUUUUGUAGUUUUUAGUUUUUUCUACUUCUCUCUCUACUCAGCUAGACUCUCUCUCUCAACUCUCUGAAGUCUCAAAUGGCGACGAAAUCCAAAGAAAGUGAGAACGAUGAAUUGAUUUCUCCUUUGGUACCGACUAAGCGGAGAAAAAAUGUAAACCGCGACACAACAAAUUCCGACGUUUGUUUCGUCGGAAAACCCCUUCCCGACACCGAAGCCAGCGACAGAUGGCCCCACCGCUACCAAUCAAAGAGUAAGGUGAAGAGAGUGGAGGUAGCUGGGAGCAAAGAAGAGGGAUCAAAGAGUGAAGAGAAGGAGGUUUUGCAAGCAAGAUGCCACUAUACUCAAGCAAUGAUAGAUGGCUCUAUUUAUAAUCUUAAUGAUGAUGCUUAUGUUCAGGCUGAAGAUGGAAAACCCAACUAUAUUGCAAGAAUUAUAGAGUUGUUUGAGGGAAUUGACAGAGAACUAUAUUUUACAGCUCAAUGGUUUUACAGGGCAGAAGACACCGUUAUCAAGGACCAUGCAGAACUUAUUGACAAAAGAAGAGUGUUUUUAUCCGAUAUAAAGGAUGAAAAUCCAUUAAAUUGCAUUGUCUCUAAAGUGAAAAUUGCUCUAGUUUCCCCAAAUGUUGACUUGGUUACUAAGGAGAAAACAAUCCCUCCUUGCGACCUUUAUUAUGAUAUGAAAUACUCAUUAUCAUAUUUGACUUUUGCAAACAUUGUCAUUGAUAACUUAGAGCAGUCUAAAACGGAAAGGAGUAGAUCAUCAAUUUCGAGUGAUACCAAGUCAAACCACCCAAUUGGUGAUGCUAUUGUUGCCAUUGAAGAGUCAAAAAAGUCAGAGAUGACUUUAUUGGAUCUAUACUCUGGUUGUGGUGCCAUGUCUACAGGUCUUAGUAUAGGUGCAGUUAUAUCAGGCGUUAAACUUCUCCCUAGGUGGGCUGUUGACAUAAAUCCUCAUGCUUGUGAAAGUUUGAGGUUGAAUCAUGCUAAAACUGAGGUGAGAAAUGAAGCAGCGGAAGACUUUUUAGCUUUAUUGAAAGCAUGGACAAAGCUGUGUGAGGAUUUCUCAUUGUUUGGAUCAGAUCAGUUACCAGAACAGAAUUUUGAUCUAGAAAGGGCUGAUGACAAUGAUAAUGAUGAAGAGGAGGAUGAUGAUGGUGAUGAAGGCUCUAUGGUUCCAGAUGUGGACUUUGAAGUGCAAAAUUUAUUAGCUGUCUGCUAUGGUGAUCCCAAUAAGAUAAAGAAACCUGGAUUAUACUUUAAGGUUCGUUGGAAGGGUUAUGGUUCUAGUGAGGACACUUGGGAGCCUAUUGAGGGCUUAAGCCAAUGCAAAGAAAAACUGAAAGAAUUUGUGAUGAAAGGGUGUAAGUCAAAAAUAUUGCCACUUCCUGGUGAUGUUGACUUCAUUUGUGGGGGCCCUCCUUGUCAAGGAGUAAGCGGUUUUAACCGCUUUAGAAAUCAAGAGGCUCCCUUAGAUGAUGUGAAGAACCGUCAGUUGCUGGUGUUCAUGGAUAUCAUUGAGCACUUGAAGCCAAGAUAUGUUUUGAUGGAGAAUGUUGUUGAUAUAUUGAAGUUUGCAGGUGGUUUUUUGGGGCGUUAUGCCAUAGGACGUCUUGUUUCCAUGAAUUAUCAAGCAAGGUUGGGUAUGAUGGCUGCAGGAUCUUAUGGUUUGCCACAAUUUCGGAUGCGGGUGUUCUUGUGGGGUGCUUGUCCUACAGAGAAAUUGCCUCAAUAUCCGUUGCCAACUCAUAAGGUCAAUGCGAGAAAAUUCAUUCCAAAUGAAUUUGAGGAAAUACAUGUUGGUUCUGUUAUUGAUGAGCAUUGUAUGCUGCAAGAGGCUCUUUGUCUUGAGAACACAAUAUCUGAUCUGCCACCUGUCACAAAUGAUGAAAGUGAGGAUAUAAGGAAGUAUGGUACAACAGCUCGUACAGAGUUCCAAAGAUAUAUUAGAUUGAAAAGAAAUGACAUGGUGACUUACAUGGCUGACGUUCAAAGUGUACCACAAACUUCGAUGCUGUAUGAUCAUCGGCCUUUGAAGUUGAGCAAAGAUGAUUUGGAUAGAGUUUGCCUUAUUCCAAAGAAGAAGGGUGCAAAUUUUAGGGACCUACCUGGUGUGUUGGUUGGUCCAGAUAAUAAGGUAGAAUGGGAUCCGUCAAUGGAAAGAGUGAUGCUUCCUUCUGGUAAACCUCUGGUCCCUGAAUAUGCUAUGAGCUUUGUCCAAAGGCGUGGGAUAUCAACAAAGCCAUUUGGUCGUUUAUGGUGGGAUGAAAUUGUCCCAACAGUUGUGACAAGGGCAGAACCUCACAAGAAGACUCUUCUUCACCCUUUGCAAGAUCGAGUGCUGACAAUACGUGAAAAUGCUAGACUACAGGGAUUCCCUGAUUGUUAUCAACUUUCUGGGCCUGUCAAAGAGAGGUACAUACAAGUUGGGAAUGCUGUAGCUUUUCCUGUUGCUCUUGCACUAGGAUACACAUUUGGUUUGGCUUGCCAAGGAUUAUCUAAUGACCAGCCGGUAACAACUGUUCCUCUGAAGUUCCCCAAUUGUCUUGCUCGGUCAUCUUUGGCACAAACAUAAGGAGAUCUCUCAAUUAAGGUUGUUGAAAGGAUUGCAGAUUUAAUCUCCAGCCUUUUUUGAACAUAUUUAUCUGCCAUUCAUAUAAUACAAGGUUUCUCCCAGCUGACAUAUGGUUCUACCUAUUAACGGAAUGAAUUGCUUCAUUUUAGCUUGAAAUAUGGCUAUAAGCAUGAGUAUAGGGGUACAGAUUUUUUUUUUUUUUUUCAAAAAGAAUAAAAAGAGGAUUCUUUCUUCACUUUGAUAGAGUAUUCUUUUUUCACUUUGAUAACGAUCAUGAGUUUUUUGCUUCCCUUUGUUUAAGUAGGUUUCUUUGCAUCAUGUAUUAUAUUUUUUCCCCAUUUUGGGUGAUUUUAUUUGAUGAGAA
This is a messenger RNA of Quercus lobata, 2948 nucleotides long. RefSeq names its product chromomethylase 1 (gene CMT1). Gene Ontology annotation, molecular function: DNA (cytosine-5-)-methyltransferase activity; chromatin binding; DNA binding. Gene Ontology annotation, cellular component: nucleus. NCBI's taxonomy places the organism in Eukaryota, Viridiplantae, Streptophyta, Magnoliopsida, Fagales, Fagaceae. Bases 86 to 2584 code for a protein of 832 amino acids. The record is from RefSeq and is a predicted model, not a curated record. The transcript is spliced from 21 exons. Gene Ontology annotation, biological process: negative regulation of gene expression via chromosomal CpG island methylation.